AUGCGAAAUGACGACAAUCUGGCGAACAUCGACGAAGCCGGAUGUGCUUCUGAUUCGGGAAACCAAAACCUUGCUUUCCCCCCCGCCUUCUCCCCCUUCCCCCCAAAAUUCCCCACCCUUCCCCCGAGCGUGGCGGAGUUCCUCAAGGUCGGCCCGCCGAUCUUCUCGGCUCUCGCGCUGUCCUACGGCAUCUGGCUUGCCGCUCGCGCGCAGCCGUUCGGCGGAGAGACCCCGCGGACCAUGACGCGGGAGUGGAUCCAAGCUAGCGACAAGCUGCUUGACGCGUGGCCGCGCGAGGCCGGUUCUCCCGUCGUCAUGAAUCCCAUCUCCAGGCAGAAUGCUAUCAAGAACUGA
Molecule: messenger RNA, 354 nt
Organism: Closterium sp. Naga37s-1
Lineage: Eukaryota; Viridiplantae; Streptophyta; Zygnematophyceae; Desmidiales; Closteriaceae
Source: the annotation of a GenBank genome assembly